CUCGAUCGUUACUGGUCCUCUGAGCAAUAAACCAACCAAGAACUAGAAAGGACAUAAAUAGAAAACUGGGAAAAUGUUGCCAGAAUGGAGAAGUUUAGCUCACUGGGGUAUGACUAUUGUAUUUUUCCAUAUCCUUGUUCUGAAUCUAACAGGUGCCUCAAAACUGGAAGCCCUCAGAAGUAUUAGAAACCUAAAACGCCAACGCAGCCAAUUUUCUGAAAUGAAGCGAGUAUUAGAAGAAAUCGACGCCGAUUUAUUGAAGCAACAGAAACGGACAUGUGCACUGAACGGGGGCAUGAGCACUUUCUGUUUUGGAGAAAACAUCCAUGAUAAAAUGAACGCAUAUGAGUAUUUGGGUAGCCACAAGAGUCCUGGCAGAAGAACCAUCAGAUCCACAAGAGAUCUUCAUGCUUGGCGAAAACGAACCUGCAGCGUGAAUGGAGGCAUGAACCCAUUUUGCCUCAUCUCCGACCUUGACGCCAAGCUUAACGCCCAAGAGAAACUUGGCAGCAAAUUCGGACCUGGUAAAAAACGUGACAGUAAACCGAAAUCAAGGAAAAGGCGUUCCAUUUACUGGACUGGACCAUGUCCAUCAGGAACGGGCACCUGCAGUUAUCCACUGGUCCCCGCCAGCCAACCGUCCCCGUCCAUAGGGAAUACUGGCAACAUGUAUGGAGUAAACACUGGCUUAGGUAAACCCAAUUUUGGAGGGUUUGGUGAACCAUUUAAGAGAGCCCAAUCAAACAGUAACUUUUAUCUUACUGAUGAAAACCCCUACGCCUUCUACAAGAGAGGCAAUACAGCUGACAUGGACAGGUUCUACUUCAAUGAUGACGAGUCCAUGUCCAACUUUUACAAGAGAGAUGGCGAAGAUGGAGAAUUUGAUAUGUUUGUUCAGGGAGAAGACGUCGGUCUCGGAGAGGAUUCCGAAAGCGUUCUUCGCAGUAUAGCGAGAAAGAGAAGUGGAAUCUCGUCCUUGAAGCGUCUGCUAAGCAACUUGGAUGCACGCCUUCAUAAACAACAGAAACGCGCCUGUCUCAUGAAUCUGGGCCACUCUUGUGACGUGGAGAGUGCAGCGGCAGCAGCCGACACUUGGAAGUACCUGAACUCCGUCCACAGCCCAGGAAGGCGGCGCCGGGACACAAGGGCGGCCAAUAAAGAUCGCAACACCGACGAAGCUGACGAUAAAAGGGAGGUAACAGAUGACAACCCAGCCGACGAAGAGAAGCGCGAAGAGGAGACGGCAGCUUCUGAUGAAUCCAAGGCGAACAAACGCGAAGAGGGUGUCAAACACAAAGGUGGAAGCUUCUACAGUUUUUAUCCAUCCCGACGUAGUGAGGACUGGCAAAGUUCUGACGGUGACGACGCUUCCCGGUUUUAUUCCAAGUUUUACAAACUGGUUCCAUUCUAUUAAAAUAUCUCGUCACGAAACUAGAUACAGUAGCUUAUUACUUGUUAAUGGUGGGUUAGAGGACUUUUAUCAUGCAUUGCAAGUUGUGGCUCACUCAUGCAACCUGUAAGCCCUGGAGCUAUCUAGCGCUGCGUCCAACAGUGAGUUAAUAUGGCUUUGUAUUUGAUUCGUUCUAAACAAAAAUCAAAUUUUAUUUGUAGAUUGUCUUAAAGGCGGAGCACAAAAAUGCCAGACCAAAAGCUAUUUGCAACUUGACAAUGCUGAAAACAGAUGGAUUUGAUAUUUGCAAAUAAGGUAUGGUAGAAGUAACCGCUUCGUUAUGUGCAAUAAUUUUUGCGCAGUCCAAAAUAUUCAUUGAUUGCGCGACUGUAAAUUACUGAAAUAAUUGGAUAAAUAAGGUUUAAUAAAUCUCUUACAAUAAGGUAAUAAUUUUGAUGU
Messenger RNA from Lingula anatina, 1849 nucleotides. RefSeq lists its product as uncharacterized. The record is from RefSeq and is a predicted model, not a curated record. NCBI's taxonomy places the organism in Eukaryota, Metazoa, Brachiopoda, Lingulata, Lingulida, Lingulidae.